GGGAGCAGAGGGAGCAGCAGCCCGAUGAGAGCUGGCAGCGGGGACCUUCUGCUCGGGGGACAUCGGGGACAAAGGCUCCCGCAUCUCUUCUGCCGCAGCCCCCGGACCGCCGCGGAGCACCAUGAUGUGGCUGUUCCUCACCAUCUCUUGUUCAAUGUUCAUCGCUGCAAACUCAGAAGAAAACCCCGAGGUGUCCAUGGAUGUUGGCGAAAUCGUCCGCUACCACGGGUACCCCUAUGAGGAGCACGAGGUGCUGACAGAUGAUGGCUAUUACCUCACCCUGCAGAGGAUUCCCCACGCCAGAGACAACCAGGAGAGCUUCAGCAUCUCCCACAAGGCAGGAGCGCAGGCAUCCAACAUGUUCUGUCCCCCUCCAAAGGCCGUGGUCCUCCUGCAGCACGGCUUGGUGUUGGAGGGCAGCAACUGGGUCACCAACUUGCCCAACGCCAGCCUGGGCUUCAUCCUCGCCGACGCUGGCUACGACGUCUGGAUCGGGAACAGCCGCGGGAACAGCUGGUCGCGGAAACACGAAGAGUUUGAAUUCUACCAGCAGGAAUACUCAGCCUACAGCUUCCAUGAGAUGGCCAUGUAUGACCUUCCAGCCACCAUCAACUACAUCCUGCAGAAAACAGGGCAGGAGCAGUUGUACUACGUGGCUUAUUCCCAAGGCACCACCACAGGUUUCAUUGCCUUCUCAUCCAUUCCCGAACUGGAUCGUAAAAUCAAGAUGUUCUUUGCCUUGGCUCCCAUCACCGUGAACUCAAACAUGAAGUCACCCUUGGUGAGGGUGUUUGACCUUCCCGAGGCGCUGAUUAAGCUCAUUUUAGGGCACACGGUGGUCUUUGAUAAGGAUGAGGUGUUGAAGCAAGUGAUUUCCAGAAUGUGCACCUACCCCAUGCUGAAAACACUGUGCUCUUUUGUCUUUUACCUGCCCGGUGGGUUUACCAACAGCUUGAACGAGAGCCGCGUUGAUGUCUACCUGGCCCGCUACCCUGAUUCCACAUCCCUAAAAAACAUGUUGCACUGGCGCCAGCUCUAUCAGACAGGGGAAUUCAAGCGUUAUGAUUAUGGCAGUGACAACGUGCUUCAUUACAACCAGACCACUCCUCCCUUCUAUGAGCUGGAGAACAUGAAAACCCCGCUGGCUGCCUGGUAUGGGGGCCAGGACUGGAUUUCAGUCCCUGAAGAUGUGAACAUCACCUUGCCCCGUAUCUCCAACGUGGCCUACAAAAAGUACAUCCCCGAAUUCGUCCACUUUGAUUUCCUCUGGGGCAAGCAGGUCUACGAGCAGGUGUACAAAGAAAUGCUUGACCUGAUGGAGAAGGGCACCUAGAGCUGGAGCAGUGGCAGUGGUUGUUGGCUUCUCAGUGCCUUCUGGGGCUUCUUUCAUUUGGGGGUGCGGAAAAAAAAAAAAAAAAUGAAGAAAAACUGUGGGG
This is a messenger RNA of Cyanistes caeruleus (blue tit), 1436 nucleotides long. RefSeq names its product lysosomal acid lipase/cholesteryl ester hydrolase-like. Lineage: Eukaryota; Metazoa; Chordata; Aves; Passeriformes; Paridae. Gene Ontology annotation, molecular function: hydrolase activity, acting on ester bonds. Gene Ontology annotation, biological process: lipid metabolic process. The record is from RefSeq and is a predicted model, not a curated record.